AUCACUUAACAAAUAAAGCGCUUAAAGAAAUAAUAAAUAAUAUUCAUAUGUUUUUUAUCGUAAUUUUAACGGAAGGAAGUGUGGUGUUUAGAGUAAUUCUUGUCUACAAGACAAUACUUUACUCGACGUCAAUCGACUGUUACUUCAAUACAAAAAUGAAGAAUAUCCUCUUGAUGAUGCUCAUUUUCUCAGCUUUCAUCUUGAAUGGGGUGGAGUCGGCGAAAGAUAGCUGCAGACAUUUAAAACGAUGCGGAAAAUAUGGAUUUUACAAGAACUGUUCGGAGUGUUGCAGAGAAUUCGGCCACGAGGGAGGAUACUGCACCAUGUUCAAGUGUAAAUGCAAAACAUGAAUCCUGUAGUUGAUUAACAUCAAAGCUGUAAGCUGUUUACGAAGUAAACAAUAAAGUUUUUUUAAAAUUUCUGAAAA
Messenger RNA from Centruroides sculpturatus (bark scorpion), 427 nucleotides. RefSeq names its product potassium channel toxin gamma-KTx 1.1-like. The transcript is spliced from 3 exons. Gene Ontology annotation, molecular function: potassium channel inhibitor activity. The coding region runs from base 48 to 350 and encodes 100 amino acids. Lineage: Eukaryota; Metazoa; Arthropoda; Arachnida; Scorpiones; Buthidae. The record is from RefSeq and is a predicted model, not a curated record. Gene Ontology annotation, cellular component: extracellular region.